AUGAUAAUUAAUCGUAAUUACAAUACAAUGAUGAUGGCGACAACGACGACAACUACAAUGAUGGAUGGUAAUAAUCAACAAACUGCUGAUAAUAUCGGUAAUAAUGUUGUUGGAUCAACAACAACAACAACAGCAACAACAUCAUCAUCAUCAUCAUCAUCGAUCAUAAUGGAUGCAGCCACUUUAAUGGAUAAUUUUCUUAAAUAUUAUGAAGAACGUAUGGUAUCAUACAUUUAUCAGCAACCACAUUUACCGCCAACAUCGUUUGAAUUGAAAUUGAAACAUAAACAAACUAAACAAGAUUUAUUGAAUAUGUUUGAAAAACAUUUACGUACUGAAUCCAAUCAAAUGGAUCCAAUUGUAAUGAUGAAUGAUUGCAAUUUUCUUUGCAAACAUUUGGAUAAUUCAAUGGAACAAUCGUUCAAUUCAAUAAUGGAAUUAUCAUUGAAAGAAUAUCGUCUAUGUCAAACUGGUUUCAUUAUUGGCUGGAAAGAUAAUAAACAACGACAACAACCACAGCAAUCGCAACAACAGCAACAAAAUGCUUCCAAUUCGAAUAACAAUAAUAAUCAUCAUCAAUUAAUCAAUGCCAAAUUAGCUGAUUAUUAUAUAGUCAAUGAUCGAUUCUAAUCGAUUUGAUGCUUCCUUGAAUCGUUGAUUGGUCAUUUUUUUCAUCUUUUAUUUUAAUUUUUUUUUCUUUUCGUUGU
Molecule: messenger RNA, 707 nt
Organism: Dermatophagoides farinae (American house dust mite)
Lineage: Eukaryota; Metazoa; Arthropoda; Arachnida; Sarcoptiformes; Pyroglyphidae
Source: RefSeq, a predicted model, not a curated record